CGGUGCCUGCCGAAGCUGGGUCCACGCACGAGCCUGCAGACAGCAAGCUCUUCCAACUUUGGCCGACAUCACCAUCUCCACAUCUCCAUCUUCUCCUUGCUCACUCAAUCUUUCCCACGGGGCCCGCCAUGUCUUACUCUCCAGGCGCCCAUGGGCGCGACGAGGAAGCGGUCCCCAUGGUCAUCCGCGCCCGCUCUCCACAGCCCCCGACCGCCGAGGAGCUCGAACAGCAACAUGUCAAGCGAUAUGACGACUUCAGCACAGUUGAUUGGAUCCAGGACUCGCUGCGCGAGCGGCAUCCGCGCUCACAUCGCCAGCCCAGACCUGGGAGUCUGAGGGAUCGCCUGAAUAAUCUUGACGGCGCACCGGGGUGGCUAUGGCGCCUUCUCAUGCGCGCCCUGCGCGAAGGAGAGAGCUAUGUCAUCAUUACUUUGACUGGCAUCGGAAUCGGGCUGAGCGCUGCAUUAAUGUCAAUCAUGACGGCGUGGCUCGCCGAUCUCAAACUUGGGCGGUGCUCGACCGGCUGGUGGCUCAGCCGCAAGUUUUGCUGUCUCGAAGUAUCAGAUGAGGGCGAGAGCUGCGAGGAGUGGAACCGUUGGGGUCUGUUCCAGCCGUUCCCGUGGAUCGCUUAUGUCCUGUAUGCUGCUAUGUUCGCAUUCACAGCCGCAUACCUCGUCCGCAGCUUCGCACCAUAUGCCGCCGGCUCAGGUAUCUCCGAGAUCAAGUGCAUUCUUGGAGGGUUUAUCAUCAAAGGAUAUCUCGGGCUCGAGACGCUCAUCCUCAAGGCUAUGACUCUGCCACUCGCCAUCGGAUCCGGUCUUGCAGUUGGCAAAGAAGGUCCCUCCGUACAUGUUGCGUGCGCCGUUGGUAAUGUGGUCGCUCGACUAUUCCCACGAUAUCGUGACAGCCAGUUAAAAAUGCGCGAGAUCUUAACAGCAUCCAGCGCCGCUGGUGUUGCUGUUGCUUUCGGCUCCCCCAUUGGUGGUGUGCUCUUCUCUAUUGAGGAAAUGAACCAGGCAUUUUCCACAAGAACAAUGUGGCGCAGCUUCGUCUGCGCCUUGGUCGCGACUUUCACCCUUGCCUCAGUCGAUCCCUUCCGGACUGGCAAGCUUGUCUUGUUCCAGGUCUCGUACGACCGCGAUUGGCAUUACUUCGAGAUCCCAGCGUACAUCAUUAUCGGUAUCUUUGGGGGCUGCUACGGCGCGUUCGUGUCCAAGUUCAAUAUUCAAGUUGCCGCGUUCCGUCGGAGGCAUCUUGCCGCUCACGGCGUAGCCGAGGCUGUCAUUCUUGCGACUAUAACGGGUUUCAUCUCUUACCUUAAUCGCUUCCUGCGCAUCGAUAUGACGGAGAUGAUGUCCAUCCUCUUCCGAGAGUGCGAGGGCGGUGGCGACACCGAUGGUCUCUGCCAGGCCUCCUCACAAUGGAGCAACGUAAAUUCGCUUCUCAUAGCUACGAUCCUCCGCAUCGGAUUCAUCAUUGUCACGUACGGUGCCAAGGUGCCCGCCGGUAUCUUUGUACCGUCCAUGGCUGUAGGUGCGACUUUUGGCCGGAUGGUCGGCAUCAUCGUCAAGGCUAUACAGCAGUCGAACCCCAAGGCUCCGUGGUUUGCAGCAGCCUGUCUACCUGACCAGCCGUGCAUCACGCCGGGAACAUAUGCGUUCCUUGGCGCUGCGUCGACGCUUGGGGGCAUUACUGGCCUAACUGUCACUGUCGUUGUCAUCAUGUUCGAGCUUACCGGCGCGUUGACCUACAUCCUACCUACUAUGAUCGUCGUUCUCGUCACUAAAGCUGUCAGCGAUCAGAUUGGCAAGGGAGGCAUCGCAGACCAAAUGAUCCGCUUCAACGGCUACCCGUUCUUGGAGAAGGAAGACGCUGAAUCUGGCAAAUCUUUGCUUGAGCCCAUCUCCCACAUCAUGCGCAAGGACAUCGUCGUCAUGCCCUCUGAUGGGAUCUCACUUGCCGAGCUGAACGAGAUUGUUCAGAGCACCGACUACCAGGGCUACCCAGUGGUUCAGUCUUCCACGAAGCGCACAAUAAAGGGCUUCAUCCGGAAGAACGACCUGCGGUACGCGCUCGACCGCGCGAGGCGGAUCUACAAGCUUUCUCCCAAUGCUCUCUGCACCUUCUCGCAGUUUGUCGACGCGCGGGGUGACGAUUCAGGACUGCUGCCGCACCCCGACAUUGUGGUCCCCGAAGCCGCCUUCGGCUCAGAGGUGACCACCGUCGACUUUGGGCAGUAUGUUGACGAGAUUCCGCUCAACGUACCGCCUAAGAUGCCGCUCGAGAUCGUGCUUCAGCUCUUCCGCCGCAUGGGACCCCGCGUCAUCCUUGUCAACCACGAGGGUCAACUCGCUGGCAUGGUCACGAUCAAGGAUCUGCUGCGACACGAGGCGGGCGAGAAGGCUGCACAGGAGGUGGCUGCCGCCGCUGCGGCUAGUACGGGCCACCAGCGGGCAGGCUCGUGGGGGGAAUGGACGCCGACGCCGGACCCAGCCGGCCGGCAGCUCGAGGGCCUUCUCGAGGAUGGGCUGGUGUGGGCGCAGACGCGUGGAGUGGGCGUAGUCAACGAGGUGAUCUCGCGUGUGCGGAGCGCGCGACCUGGCAAUAUCCGUGUCAGUCGCGAUACGUAUGGGUUUGAGAUGAGUGACGAGGGAAGACGGAGCGGGUGAUCGUGUCGUAGAUUCUAGACAUGCAUGGCUGUAAU
Molecule: messenger RNA, 2704 nt
Organism: Cutaneotrichosporon oleaginosum
Lineage: Eukaryota; Fungi; Basidiomycota; Tremellomycetes; Trichosporonales; Trichosporonaceae
Biological process (GO): chloride transport; intracellular copper ion homeostasis; transmembrane transport
Cellular component (GO): endoplasmic reticulum; early endosome; Golgi apparatus
Molecular function (GO): voltage-gated chloride channel activity
Source: RefSeq, a predicted model, not a curated record